AUGGCCCCGACCCGAGCACAGGCACGCCUUGGGCCAGAGAUUCAUGGUGACGACCAGAGCCCACGCGCCGGGGUUUCAGAUCACUGCAGAAAGGGCAGAAAAAGAAGGCGUCGAAACGACCGGCACAGGAGUACGGCAAAGAGAGUGAAGGUUGCAGACCAAGACGCCAGCCGAAAGGGUCGAAGCGAGGACGGACAACCGACUGGGGACCGAUGUUUACGUUCAGGCGACAGUAAAUCCGAUCCCAUCGCUUUUUGGGCAGAGAACAACAACUGGCCGGAAUUUUUCUUUGACCGCAACAUGGAUCGUCUUUUGGCGAGAAAGAAGUCAGUCUCUUCACUUGGUGGGCGCAGUCGCAAGCGGUCACAACCUAGCUCUGCAGGCUCCGCAACUCCGAGCUAUCAGGAACCGAGAGAGGAAAAGAGUGCCCGUUAUCGCGACGUUCGCUACAAGGAAGAAUUGCGAGAUAACAAGAGUUACAUGCACGACUCGGAUUUGGGGAUUUCGGAUCAGAGUAAAGAGCUAAUUAAGAAGCUACUAAGCUCCGAGCAGCACCCUCCUCGAGACUCGUCCUUUAGCGACAGCUUAUUUUCCAGGACAUGUCAGAGCGUAGUAGAUAGGAAUAAAACCCGAAUCAAUCGCGACAUCACCCCGGAGGUCGUCCCUUCCGCUGAAAAACUCGCACAUCGCGGAGCGCAUAGGCUGGCAUGCCUUAUUGAAAGCACAAAUGAAGGAUGGAGUAAUUCAGUCCCUUUAACUGACCCCCGCCCGCAACCGGAUUACUCCGUGGGUUUCAGGCGAGAGGCAUUCUCCAACAACCAGCUGGAGAAGAUGGCCCCAAUGAUUGGGAAUUGGAUCGCUGGGGAUCAAUCGAAGAUCAUGGCAACGUACCUGAUCUACUUCCCCUUUCUGUCGUGCGAAGUGAAAUGCGGCUCUACGUCUCUUGAUGAAGCGGACCGCCAGAACGCUCACACGGCAACACUGGCCGUACGAGGUGUUGUCGAGCUAUUCCUUGCGGUGAAACGCGGACGCGAGGUUGAUCGCAGAAUCUUAGCCUUUUCUGUAUCGCACAAUCAUAGUCAAGUACGACUAUACGGUCACUACGCCGAUUUGAAGGAUGGAGAUGAAAAAUACUACCGUCAUACGAUCCGCACAUUCGACUUUACAGAACUUGAUGGCAAGGAGAAAUUCACAUCAUAUCGUUUUGUCAAGAAUGUAUAUGAAGUAUGGAUGCCAGAUCAUUUCGCAAUGAUCUGUUCCGCUAUUAAUCAGCUAUCCCACUAUCCAAAUCCCGAGGUCGCCUCGCUUCAAGGAUCCGACCUUGAGGGCUACAGCCUAUCACAGUCACCGUCUAGUAGCGAGAAGGGGAAUGAUCAGGAAGAUGCGACUCCAUAUACAUUAUUUACUGGUACAGGUCCGGCCAAAAAGCAAAGACGGCGCCGAGGUCGCGGUGAAGGACGAGGUCCAUUGAUAUAG
This is a messenger RNA of Metarhizium acridum CQMa 102, 1476 nucleotides long. Lineage: Eukaryota; Fungi; Ascomycota; Sordariomycetes; Hypocreales; Clavicipitaceae. The record is from RefSeq and is a predicted model, not a curated record.